AACGUUAUACGCAUAUCUCGCAAUGUAUGUUUAUCUAAAAAGGAAGUAAAUCAUGCAGAUCUUGUUAAAAUGAUGAUUAAAAAUAGUUUGCAUGCAUUUAGUUUUAUCAUUGUGAUGUUAAGUAUGGUUUGUGAUUCUUAUAAUACAAGAGUAAUGCAAGUUGCAUAUGAAGAAGUCCUGUGUGAGUGCAGUGAUGACGAAAUGUUAAAUCCUGGAAAACUAGACAAGGGGACAUGGCAGCCAAGGGCUUCAGAUAUCCUUGCACUUUUUGAUCAACUAAAGGACAAAAAGGUGCUUGAGCUCAGCUGGAAAUGUCCUGGGAGACGGACUCCCAAAUCUGAUGAGCCACAGGAAGAGGAAUCCAAGGUCGAAGAGGUCAAAACUCCCACCAAAACAGACGAGCAUAAGCCUGCUAUACCAAAUGAGUUUGACUUUGAUGAAGGGCCAGAAACUAAAACUGUCAUUACCCCAAGAAGAACACCAGGAUCGGCACCAAAAUCUCAAAAGAAGGUAGCGCGCAUGGAUAAAGUACUCAAAGACAUGAUGCAGCAGAGGAAGCAACAGGCUGCAGAGCGUGAUGCACGCAAGCAGGCAGCAAGCACAGCCACGGGUGGAGCCAAAUCCCCCCGGACAAAUUCGGGCAGUCCCGGACGGGCCCGUAUAGGAAGUCCAGCGGGUAGCCCUAGAACACCCCCGUCUGCCGGAGUGAAUCGAAUGUCUCCGGUACGACUCCCGGGUGAUCCAAUCACAACAACGCCCCUACGAGCUCCCUUGCCAGAUAAUACCCUACUGGCCCAAAACAGGGCAGUAACUAGCGAAGUGGAAAGGAACGCUAAUUUUGCUGACUCUACAACAGCUGGCACUUUAGCGGCAUAUACUAGAGUUACUUCUACAGUGCAAAGCUAUUCGAAUCAUACUUCAGCAGAGAACAUGAAUUCUCAGAUUUCUGUAUUCUCACAACAGCAGCCACAGGAUCUAGUAAUUUCCUGUGAUGUUACCAGUAAUAAAACGGUUUCUGCAAAUUUUGUUCACACCACCUCUGCAGUUUUGCCAGAAACAAUGCCAGAAAGCAUGGAUAUGUCUUGAAAAUUGAUUUCAUAUUUUAUUUAAAUAUUUGUAAGCUGUUUUUGCUUGGUAUUCUUAAUGUUUGAUUUCACUGUAACUAUUAUUACAAUAUGUCUACACAAAUUAGGAUUCUAUGUUUAGAAUACUCUUUACUUUUUGAAGCCUACCCAUCAGCCAAAUUUGUGUAAGCAAUUAAUAAAUAAUAAAACAUUAUUUGCAUAAUUAUUAUUUACAUGGUAUUUAAUCUGCAACUCGCAAGUUUGUUGACACUAAGUCUGAUGUGUAAUUAACAAUGCUUUGACCAGUUCAGAGGCGUUCUAUAAUGUUUGAUAUAACAAGCUUUAAAUCCAAAGUAUAAAGGCAUUAAGUAGAUUUUAAUUUCAAGGAAAUGUUUUGUGUAUUUUUCUAUAGGGACCAGCCAGAUUUUUAGCUCACCUGAGCACAAUAGACUCGUGGGGAGAUUUUGUGAUCACCUUUUGUCAGACGUGAGUUUUGCAGCAUCAACAUUUGCCUUGGUAACACUUUAGAGGCCACAUGUAUUUUCU
Messenger RNA from Dreissena polymorpha, 1610 nucleotides. RefSeq lists its product as uncharacterized. The transcript has 5 exons. The coding region runs from base 70 to 1086 and encodes 338 amino acids. NCBI's taxonomy places the organism in Eukaryota, Metazoa, Mollusca, Bivalvia, Myida, Dreissenidae. The record is from RefSeq and is a predicted model, not a curated record.